Echinostoma caproni is the source of this 588-nucleotide messenger RNA. Lineage: Eukaryota; Metazoa; Platyhelminthes; Trematoda; Plagiorchiida; Echinostomatidae. The record is from the annotation of a GenBank genome assembly.
CAUUAUUCUGCCGGACCACUCACUCUCCGAUAUAGUAUGGUAUUGUUCUUGCCCAAUCGGUUUUUGAAUCAUACAUUACAUAAAACUCAGUUUACUGGCUAUUUGUUAGAAACGUCGAAGAUUGUACCAAACCAAAAUACCGAAGGCGAAAAUUCAAUAACUGGAUACAGUCGCUGGUUAACGAUGGCCUCCUGUAUAUCAUUCGAUCGAUUUUGCGGUCUUUUUGAUAGGUCUGAUCGAAUUGUAUCCAUCAUGAACACCUCCGUAAUAGUGUUUAUAAUCAUUGUCUCUUUGAUCUGUUCUGUCAUUCAGUCCUACAAAUUUCAUGUCGACAGACAUUGGCAUUUCGCUGUAGAUUUCAUCUGGUCACAUUCGUUUCUUACCGAUCAAGGUUAUUACGCAUUUCGUAAUUCCGUUUACGGCUCAUGGUUCAUCCGGGCACUUUCUGAAGUCUUGCUUCGCUACGGCUCCAUCUCGGAUUUGCUGAGUAUAAUGACUCGUGUUAACCAUUCGGUAGCUUACGAAUACGAGUCGUUGGCUGCCAGUGCCAUCCCUCUCCCUUUCCACAUGUCUCAUUCGAUGCCUUAA